UAUAUUUGUCAUAGACUCCAUAGAAAUUAUAUCGAGGUUUCUUCUUCCCUACGCCAUUCGAUUACUACAAUCCUUUGUAUUUUGUUUUCUUUGGAUUUCGAUUUUCUUCUGAUUCCUUUCACAGAUUACUUUACAUUCCCUUCUCGAUUAUUUUGAUUCAGAUUUCUCCGAAAUUUCAAUUUGAUUUCUAAACCUUUCAGUUUUCCCGAAAACCCUAAAAAGUUGGUGUUUUUUUUUCUAAUUGAUUGGACUUCCCAGCGACUCUCCGAUGAAGAUUUGCGUGAUUUUCCUUGUGGUUUCCUUCUUCUCCUCCGCGUUUUCCGACGAAACUUCCGAUCCGUACCUCCCGUCGAUUCUCCAGUACCCGUCGGAACACAAGAAAAUCGUCGACGGCGAAGAGGUCAAUCUGUACUGCACGAGCUGGAGAUUCGCGGCGGAGACCAACAAUCUCGCACCGUGGAGCACCAUCCCGGCUGAGUGCGCCGAGUACGUCAAGGACUACGUGAUGGGCAGAGGUUACGCCACCGAUCUGGAGAGAGUCUCUGAAGAGGCUUCCAUCUUCGCUAGCACCCUCGAGUUCUCCGGCGAUGACGACGGCAAAGAUAUUUGGGUUUUCGACAUCGACGAGACUCUCUUGUCCAAUCUUCCCUAUUACAUUGACCAUGCCUUCGGGGUGGAGGUAUUUGAUCACUCGGAGUUUGAUAAGUGGGUAGAGAGGGGAGUGGCGCCAGCUAUAGCACCAAGCUUGAAGCUUUACCAAAGAGUGGUUGAUUUGGGGUACAAGAUUUUCUUGCUUACUGGGAGGAAAGAGAGCCACAGGCUUGUCACUGUUGAAAACCUCAUCAGUGCUGGUUUCCAGAACUGGGACAAGCUUAUUCUCAGAUCUCCAGAUGAACAGCACAAAAUGGCGACGCUGUACAAAUCUGAGAAGAGGGAUGAGAUGGUGAAAGAGGGAUAUAGGAUUAGAGGCAAUUCAGGUGAUCAGUGGAGUGAUUUGUUGGGUUCCUCCAUGUCUCAACGAUCUUUCAAACUCCCAAAUCCAAUGUAUUAUAUCCCCUGAAGAGUGAAGACAGAGAGAGCUUUAUUUGACUACUGCCUUCAUACAUUUCCUAAACCUCUUACCAAGGAAAAAAAAAAAUACUAACUGUGUAGACUUACCAAAGAGGAUGAAAAUGUUGUUAGUUUGAAUUGAUUGCCUCCGCUUGUAAUUUGUCAGCUAUGAAAUGUACUAAUUGCAGAUGCUCUGUUUCGGUACACUUGUUUCGAUUAUAAUAAUAUGGUAUAGAGU
Molecule: messenger RNA, 1288 nt
Organism: Raphanus sativus (radish)
Lineage: Eukaryota; Viridiplantae; Streptophyta; Magnoliopsida; Brassicales; Brassicaceae
Product: acid phosphatase 1
Exons: 3
Coding region: 269-1060 (263 amino acids)
Molecular function (GO): acid phosphatase activity
Source: RefSeq, a predicted model, not a curated record